This is a messenger RNA of Daldinia childiae, 1308 nucleotides long. Its product is annotated as Cytochrome P450 3A5. Lineage: Eukaryota; Fungi; Ascomycota; Sordariomycetes; Xylariales; Hypoxylaceae. The record is from RefSeq and is a predicted model, not a curated record. The coding region runs from base 1 to 1308 and encodes 435 amino acids. Gene Ontology annotation, molecular function: iron ion binding; oxidoreductase activity, acting on paired donors, with incorporation or reduction of molecular oxygen; heme binding. The transcript has a single exon.
AUGUUAAAUAUCAUCGCAAACAUCGGAUUCGGCCUCAAGAUCCUCUGGCCCGGCCAAGAGUUCCCACCUGAUGCCGAUCCAAGAUUAACCAAGUACGGAACUCACGAACCUCCUCCAGGACAUACGUUGAGUUUCGUAGAAGCAUUGGCUCGCACCCUGAAAUAUCUCAUCCUCCUUCUGAUCGCGCCGAAAUGGAUACUCAGAAUUAUCCCUAACAAGCACGCAAAACAGGCUCUGGAAGGAGAAGCGAACUUUUUAGGCUACAUGAACGAGUUCCUGCAGGAAAAGAUUGAAGACGUGCAGAAAGGAAAUAACGCGGAACAGGGUCUUGAUAUAAUGGGCUCGUUAGUCCGCACAAGCUACGGAGAUGUGCCAGCCAAUGGAUCAACUAAAAAAGGAGCCCAAGUUGCACGAUUAUCGGACUCGGAAAUCAUAGGCAACGCAUUUGUGAAUAUAGUAGCAGGACAUGAGACUACAGCUAACGUUCUCCAUUUCACACUCGCCUACCUAGCAUCCAGUCCGGCUUCUCAAAGGAGAUUGCAACGGGAUAUCGAUAAUCUUCUAGGAAAUACGGACGCAGAAACAUGGGAUUAUGAGGCGUGUCUGAAUCCUCUCCUCGGUUCGAUGGUUGGUGCUGUUAUUAACGAAACACUCCGUUUACUACCGCCUGUAGUGGAUAUACCGAAGAUGGUAACCCCGGCGCAAGACCAAUCCGUUACGAUACAAGGAGUGGGACACGUACUUCCUCGGGACUCGUCUAUUGGCGUGGUGAUCGCAGCCGCACAACGCAAUCCGAGAUACUGGCCGACUAAGCCAAGUAAGAUCACCAGUGCUGAGACGGACAUUGAUGAGUUCGUUCCUGAGCGAUGGUUCCAAACGGAUUCAACGAAGGGUAGUAGCACCACAAUCGAGAGCGGGGACACGGAAGACUUUGGUGGUUAUACUGGAUCCGAUACCAGCGCACAGCUGUACCGUCCGCCACGGGGUUCGUUCAUCCCUUUCUCAGAUGGCGCACGAGCGUGCUUGGGCCGCCGCGUAGCAAUCGUGGAGCUAGUCGCGGCAUUAGCCGUCAUCUUCCAGAAGUAUAGCAUUGAACUCGCAGUAGACGAGUGGGCGAGCGAUGAAAAGGUCGCCAAUAUGAGCCAAGACGAGAAGACGAACUUAUACAAGCUAGCGCAAGGGAAAUCGAGGGAUACAGUGAAAGAAGCUAGAAGCUAUAUUACAUUAAAGUUACACGGAGAUAAGUAUAUCCCUAUAAGAUUGGUUAAGAGAGGCAACGAGAGGUUUGUCAAUUGUAUCGAUUUAUGA